Molecule: messenger RNA, 2675 nt
Organism: Camponotus floridanus (Florida carpenter ant)
Lineage: Eukaryota; Metazoa; Arthropoda; Insecta; Hymenoptera; Formicidae
Product: zinc transporter ZIP1
Exons: 3
Coding region: 587-2170 (527 amino acids)
Biological process (GO): zinc ion transmembrane transport
Cellular component (GO): plasma membrane
Molecular function (GO): zinc ion transmembrane transporter activity
Source: RefSeq, a predicted model, not a curated record
CUCUUGUACUCCGACACGGGCCUCUGCGAGAGAUCCUCCCUUCCUCUCGGAAUCCACCGUUGAUUUUACGCCACUGAGCGAUCAGUCACCAGUCCAGGUGCUAGAGCGAGCGUGUACACAUUCACGCUAACGGUUGGAUAAGGACGGGACGUAGCCGUUGCGGGAGUGGGCAGGAAGCGGCUCGGCUCGGACUAUGUAAGACGACGAGGCGGCGGCCGAGGGGUCCGAUCGAGCCGAGUUCCCGUCGAGUCGAGACCGGAGUAGAUAGUGUUUGAUCGGCUGUCGCGGCGCGUGGAAUUCCCUCGUUCGAGCGGCUCGCUUCGUCGAGUCCUGGCCGACGAUUUUUGUUGUUUUGCGCGUUGCCGAAGCUCGUCGAAAAGACCGGGGAACGGAGCGUGAGAUGAGUCUAGUCGUCGACGAGAAGGCAAGAAGAGAGAGAGAGGUGGUGAAGUGGUGACGAGAUAAUCGGUGCACCGUAGUUGCGAAGUUCUUGUCGAGACGCACACGUACACACGUGAAGAUUUCAAGUUAUUUUCGUCGAGAUACGAUCUUGAUUGUAUCGUUAUUAUCGAUAUUUUAAAACGCUAUGGAAGACACGACGUCCAGCGUCCUUCUAAUGUCGAAGAUCGGCGCGAUGAUCGGCCUAGGUCUCGGUUCUCUAGUGCUGGGAAUCCUGCCGAUGAUCGUAGGACGUUACAGGGCCAAGAAACGACUCCGGAAACAUUCCCAGCCGAUCUCCUCUGAUCGUUUCAGCACGUCCACUUCGGCGUCUUUGCCGGACGUCGAAGGCUCGACCUCCGCGGCGGACAAACAAGGUCUCCUGACAUCGCUGUUGCUUUGCUUCGGCGGCGGAGUACUCCUGUUCACAACGUUCCUGCAUCUGGCACCGGAAGUGCGCGAAAGCGUCGAGAGACACCAAUCAAACGGUCAGCUACCGACCCUGGGCACCCUCGGUUUGGCAGAGUUGCUCUUCUGCGGUGGUUUCUUUCUGGUCUACCUGGUCGAGGAGGCGGUGCACGCAGCCCUCACCGGUAAACCCGAGUCCUCGGAGGCGUUGCUCUAUCGAACCGUAUCGGUGCGCAGAUGUAACAACAAUCAGACGGGCCCGUCGACGAUGAGCGGCUCGACUACCACCGUAUCCACGACGAUGACAAGAUCUACCGCGUGGAAGGACGACGACGACGAGGAGAAUAGAGCCGACUUGGAACGAUCCAGGAUCCAGCUCGAUGAAUUACGCAAUGAAAAAAAUGUGGGCAAGGACGACAAGGUCCUGCCGGCUAUAUUCGUCCUAUCCUCCGCGUUAUCGAGCGAAGGACAUCAAGUCGAGAAGCAUUCGGAUCCAGAAUUGGCGAUGUCGGAAUUAAAUUACCAGCCAAUCAAGCAUCAGGAUCAUCGCCAUCAUCAACAUAAUAAUCAUCAUAAUCACAACCAUCACCAUCAUCAUCAUCAUCACCAUCAUCAACAUGGCACGAUAACGCAGAACACUUCGAUACAAGGUCUGCUGACCGUGCUUGCGUUAUCCUUUCACGCGAUAUUCGAGGGCCUGGCGGUAGGCCUGGAGCCGUCCAUCAGCUCGGUCGUCUAUCUAGCAGCCGCCAUCGCAACCCACAAGCUGGUCAUCUCCUUCUGCGUCGGGAUGGAGCUCUACGUGGCCGGUGCGUCCACGCGAGCGACCCUCGGAUAUCUGUCCAUCUUUUCCAUGGUAACGCCGAUUGGGAUCGGAAUCGGACUAGCGCUGGGUCACUUGAAGAAUGACAGCGAAAAUCUGGGAACCACGCCAACCAUAUUGCAGGGCAUGGCAGCCGGUACCCUGCUCUACGUGGUGUUCUUCGAAGUGCUGGCACGUGAAAGAGCGAACGAGAAGAGCGGCCUGCUGCAGCUGGUCGCGAUCAUCGUCGGCUUCACGCUGAUGCUGGGCCUGCAAAUUGCCACCGCUCAUUCACACAGCCACAAUCACGGUCAUGGUCACGGAGACGAGGAGGAGGACCACGAUCACGACCACGAUCACGAUCACGAGCACGAGCACGAUCACAAGCAUCUGGUUACGAACGCGAUCGACAAAGUGACCGACAGCAUCGCCGAGGUCCUCUCCAACGCUCUCACAUCCACGACGACGAUACGAUCGAGGGAUAUCAACGAGACCAGCACGUUGCAUCCUCAUCAUAGUUAGGGAUCGACCUGCACUUGCGCAAGUUCCACGUUGGAACUUCUUCGGCAAGAGAUUCAAUUUGCAUCGAGGACCCCUCUUUGCUAAGGACAGAGAGACGUUUCUCAAUGAUUUUUUUUCGCCCAUUUUGGCAAAAUGGAAACCGAAAUCGAAGCCGAGGAAAUGAUAGAGUUAAUGCAUCCUUUUAAGUGCGUGGAUCUGUUGAUUGUGUGUGAUUGAUUUUCUGUUCCAGACAUGAUGCGACAAUGAAAGACUUGUAUUGCAUGUUAUAUACGUAUAUUCGACCAGAGAAAUAUGUUCUUUUAUCGCCGAUCCGAUUGAAAACUGUACGUUGACGAAAAAAAAAGAAAGUGUUAGUGGAUUCUUGACGUAUUUCGUUAACUGCAGAAGAGUUUCUCGCUCAAAGAUUUACGAUGAAUGAGGGCUUUCAUAUAGAUGUAUUGUUCGGAUCUCGAUACAGUAAUUAUUUUUUAUGUAUUUUUGAAUAUGAUAAUAGAUAAGUGUUUGA